This is a messenger RNA of Schizophyllum commune H4-8, 4248 nucleotides long. RefSeq lists its product as uncharacterized. The record is from RefSeq and is a predicted model, not a curated record. The coding region runs from base 16 to 3999 and encodes 1327 amino acids. The transcript is spliced from 19 exons. Lineage: Eukaryota; Fungi; Basidiomycota; Agaricomycetes; Agaricales; Schizophyllaceae. Gene Ontology annotation, molecular function: ATP binding; ATP-dependent chromatin remodeler activity.
CAACCACCAUCCAGCAUGUCUGAACUGUCGCCGGCGCAGCUCGUCGCGCUCGCAAAGACGACCUUGGGGCUGCCCCAGACGUCGCCUGAUCGCGCCGUCCCGCGAGCAUACCUCAACGAACUGAGCAUACACUUGAGUCUGUAUCCGAAUGAGACGAACUUUCGCGUUACGCUCCAGCCCAAUGUGGCAUUGGGGGAAAUAACGUGUCUGCACCCAGCGUGCCAGGCCAAGACCCUGAAGCUCCAACCGCGCUUCAGAGCCCCGGAUGGCGGGCUGAAAGACGGGAUCGGCUCCUUGAGCGUGUAUCGCCGCCAUAUUGAGAAUGACGCGUCGCACAAGACGCGCCGCGGCAAGAAUGAGAUCGUGAAGCGCGAAGUGAUCGACGACUUCGCGCCCGACAACUCUCCCCUUGCCGGAUCCAGCUCCAACCCGAUGCGUCUUAAGGGUGGUGCGCUUAGCCGCGACCCAUCCAAUGCUAGCUUGUCGCGCAAGAAGAGCGUAGGCGCAAAGCCUAAGGGCGGCGUCAAGCCAGAGCCCUCCGAGCCCACCAUUCCCAAGAAACGCGUCACGAACGAUGCCUCUACCAGCGCCAGUGCGCGCAAGGCCGCGACCUCCGCCCCCAAGCGCAUCAAGACCGAGACUAGCUUUGUGUCUCGUCACUCAUCGCCAGAGAACGUUCGCAGCGUCGAGGAUAUCCGCGAAGAAAUCGAGGCCGUGUCCAUCGAGAUCGCCGAGCUGCAGCGCAGCCUGUUCCGCAUGCGCCGCAAGGUCAGGCCGACCAAGGCAGAGCAGACGCGCACCCGCAAGCUCGACUCGAAGCUCAAGGACCUGAACGACAAGAAGGAGCGUCUGAAUGCGUCGCUGCCGACGCUCGCGCCGAGCUCACCUCUGAGGCGCACGAACUCGCACGUGUAUGCCGACCUGUCCUUCAAGCGCCGACCCGUGGACCAGAAGCCGGUUCUCCAAGGCCUGAGCACAAGCGCGAACCCGUUUCCCGGACGCGUCAAGCCAGAGCCCAUCGUCGCCCCCCUGCCGCCCAUCAGACGCUUGCCCGUCAAGCCAGAGCCGAGCUCCUCAAACGUCAAGCUCGAGUCUCCUUUUGCGAAGGUAUCUCGCCCUAAGCCGCGUGCUGCUGUCCGCCGGCGGUCGUCCCCCGUCGCCUCGGGGUCCGAUGUCCACCUCCCGCCAUCCAGCUUGCCGCCCUCGAGCGACUUCGACUACGACAUGGACGUCGACUCGGAUGGGGCCGACGUGAUGCCCGAGACCAUCCUGAACAAGUUUGGCGAGGCGAUCCCCAACAUCGCGCCCGUCGGCGGCUGGGAGAACUUCGACGCCGAGGGCAACUUCCACGGUCGAGGCAGGGACCACUUCCAGGGGCCGCAGGCCAAGGCAGACGACAUCGAGAAGUUCCUCGUCGAGGCAGGCAACUCGGAGCAGUUCGAGGACAACGCGACGGUCGACCAGGCGCAGAAGAAGCUCGGGAUGAAGAACCAGUACCAGCUGCUCGAUGGGAUGCAAGUGCCGCUCAUGGCUCAUCAAGCCAUCGGUGUGGCGUGGAUGGUCGACCGGGAGCGCUCGAAGAUGAAGGGCGGCUGCCUUGCGGAUGAGAUGGGCCUGGGGAAGACCGUGCAGAUGAUUGCGACCAUGGUCUUCAACCGCUCGAAGGACAACAACUGCAAGACGACGCUCAUCGUUGCGCCGGUGGCUCUACUGUCGCAAUGGACGCUCGAGAUUGAGAUGAAGACGGCUUGCGGGUUUGAAUGCGUGAUCUAUCACGGGAGCACGAAGCCGAGGUCGAAGAAGGAGCUCCUCUCUUACGACUUUGUGCUGACGACGUACGGGACGCUGGCAAAUGAAUGGCCCGACUGGGAGAACGAGAUGAAGAAGAAGGAGAAGGCGCUGCGCAAGAAGACCAAGGGCCAGGCUAGCUCCGACGACUUUAUUGUCGACGACAGCGACGACGAGCCGAUGACCAAGAAGAGCAAGGGCAAGAAGAUGACGAAGGGGCUGCUCUUCCAGGUUGACUGGUACCGCGUCGUCCUGGACGAAGGGCAGAACAUCCGCAACCGGCGUACUCGUGUCUCUCGUGCUGUGACUGACCUUCAGUCCGAGUUCCGUUGGGUGCUCUCUGGCACGCCCAUCAUCAAUGGUCUGCAGGACGCAUACGGGAUGUUCCGCUUCCUCAAGGUUCGCCCUUGGUAUGACUUGAAGGAGUUCCAGCAACACAUCGGUCUUCUGGAGCGCAAGAAUCCGCAACUCGCCGUCUCUCGUCUGCAGGCCAUCUUCCGCACCUGCCUCCUCCGCCGCAUGAAGAACACGAAGCUCGACGGCAAACCACUCAUCGAUCUCCCGGAGAAGGUCGUCGAGCUAACGAGGCUGAUCUUCUCCGAGGAGGAGCGGUCGGUGUACACCCAGGUCGAGACAAGGACUCAGAACCAGUUCAACCGGUUCUUGCGUGCGGGGACGGUGCUCAAGAACUACCACCAAGUCCUCGUGCUUCUGCUUCGCCUUCGCCAGUGCUGCGUACACCCUUGCCUCAUCCAGGAGGAUAUGAACGCCUUCGUGUCGGCCAUCGAGGCCGCUGUCGACGACCCCGAGAUUGCGACUGAGCUCAACCGCGCGCUUCGCAAGGAGGGCGCCGAGUUCGUGCAGAAGGUCAAGGAUAAGCGGAAGGAGGUGGCACUCGCGCGCAUGGCGGCUGAGAAGGAGUCCGAGGAUGCCACCGUCGAGCCAGAGGAGUGCCCCAUCUGCUUCGACAACCUUACGGAUGCGGUGAUCACCAAGUGCAUGCAUGUUUACUGUGCUGGAUGCAUCCACGACGUUCUGGCCACGGCCCGCGUCGAGAACGAUGACGAGAAGAAAUACAAGGCGGACGAGCGUCCAUGCCCUUCUUGCCGGGAGCCCAUCUCCAAGGACAGGCUUUACAAGCGUGAAGCUUUCGAGCCUACGGACGACGAGCUCAAUGGCCGUGUCAAGAAGGAGGAGGCCGAAGUGAUUGACAUCGAGGAUUCGUCGGACGAAGAGGAUAACGACGACGAUGAGGACUACAAGGAUCCCAAGGGCAAGGGUAAAGCUAAGGCCUUGCCUCGGCGUCGCUCCACUCGCACCAGGCGCCCCUCCAACAAGAUGCGGAUCGACUCGGAGGACGACGGCUACGGGGCGGACGACAUUGAGUCUGAGCCGGAGUCCAACAGCGACGAUGACGACUACGACGACGACAUGAGUGACUUCGUCGUCGAGGCGGACGAAGACGAGGAGGAGAAGGACCUCCAGCGCGCGCUCAAGCGUCAGGCCAAGUCGCGGGCGAAGGGCAAGGGCCGCGCGAUGGUCGUCGACGACUCCGACGACGAGGUCAUCUAUGGUUUGCCCAAGAGGAAGCCCGCGGCCGCGGCGCAAGGUGAGGGUGAGGAGAAGGCCGAUCUCAUGUCGAGGUUCUUGCCGUCGACGAAGAUGAAGUACAUGAUGGAAGCUCUAGAGCGUCUGUUCAAAGAGAAGCCGGAUGAGAAGGUCAUCCUCGUAUCGCAGUGGACCACUGCUCUCAGCUUGCUCUCCGACUACUUGUCCGAGCGCCACAUCGCCCACGUCAAGUACCAGGGCGACAUGAGCCGCAAUGCUCGUGACGCGGCCGUCCGCGCCUUCAUGGCCAAGGAUAAGGCCAAGGUCAUGCUCAUGUCCCUCAAGUGCGGUGGUGUCGGGCUCAACCUCACUCGCGCCAACAACGUCAUCUCCCUCGACCUCGGGUGGUCGGAGGCGGUGGAGGCGCAGGCUUUCGACCGCGUGCAUCGCCUCGGCCAGACGCGCAAGGUGCGCGUCGAGCGCCUUGUCAUCGACAACACCGUCGAGGACCGCAUCCUCGGGCUGCAGGAGCGCAAGGCCCUGCUUGCGGACGGCGCCCUCGGUGAGGGCAAGGGCAAGAAGAUUGGUCGCUUGUCUGUCAAGGAGCUCGCUAACUUGUUCGGUCUGAACAUGCGCGGCGAGCGCUUGCGUGACGAGGACUAAGUCUAGAGUGCUGGCCUUGCUUGCCUCCCCUUCUUGCUUUCUGCGCUGGUAUUUUCACUCGCGUUGGCUUGCUUGACCAUCUCGCGUGCCCCGGACAGCAUACUUUCUCCCUUCUAAUUUGCUGUGCUUAUUUGUUGAUUACCGGUAGAUGAAUCCUUGCUAUGCUCUUCUUAUCGUAGACAACCCACCUAUUGUGUAUCGUAUUACGCUUUCCUCCCAGGUUGAAUCCAGUCGUCUUGCUCGUUACGU